Molecule: messenger RNA, 2355 nt
Organism: Paralichthys olivaceus (Japanese flounder)
Lineage: Eukaryota; Metazoa; Chordata; Actinopteri; Pleuronectiformes; Paralichthyidae
Product: serine/threonine-protein kinase Sgk1
Biological process (GO): protein phosphorylation
Cellular component (GO): nucleus; cytoplasm
Molecular function (GO): protein serine/threonine kinase activity; ATP binding
Source: RefSeq, a predicted model, not a curated record
CGCACCGUCUCCAGCAGCAUUGCGCAGCGGAACGCGCUCGGGGGUUUUGGUCUUUGCGCGUCUGGAGCGGUCACGACGCGUUUGACUGACGGUCAGAGAAGAAGUGCUCAGGAGCUACUCUUGUGUUUUCGUCCUUUCUCUUUCCACCGGAUAUUUACUUAUCGCUCAUCAUGGCCGUGACCGAAGCUGGAUGUGAUUUAACUUACUGCAAAAUGAGGGGGAUCGUAACCGUUCUCGCUGCUUUCAUCAAGGAGAGAAAAAUGGGGCUGAAUGACUUCAUCCAGAAGCUGGUGUCUACCCCACAUAUCUGCCAGCAUGUCGAGGUGAACAGUCUCCUGAAGAUUGAUGAGAAUCAAAACGAAGAGUUGGAAAAUGAACUUCUUCAAAGUGCUAUGUGCCUAAAUUCACGAAGUUCACUGGCUGAGGAAACUCAAAUCAAACCCUGUGAUUUUGACUACCUCAAAAUCAUCGGCAAAGGCAGCUUUGGAAAGGUUCUGCUGGCUCGACACAAAGAGUCCACCCAAUACUACGCUGUCAAAGUGCUGCAGAAGAAAAUCAUUAUGAAGAAGAAAGAGCAAAAGCAUAUCAUGGCUGAGCGCAGUGUGCUGAUGAAGAACAUCAAACAUCCCUUCCUGGUGGGACUGCACUACUCUUUCCAGACUACUGACAAACUGUACUUUGUGCUGGACUACGUCAACGGUGGAGAGCUGUUCUACCAUCUCCAGAGGGAGAGGAUCUUCCUGGAGCCCAGAGCCAGGUUUUACGCUGCUGAAAUUGCAAGUGCGCUCGGGUACCUCCACUCCCUGCACAUCGUGUACAGGGACCUGAAGCCUGAGAACAUCCUGUUAGACUCGCAGGGCCAUAUUGUCCUGACAGACUUCGGUCUCUGCAAAGAAGGCCUAGAGGCCAAUGGUACCACGACAACCUUCUGCGGGACACCUGAGUACUUAGCCCCUGAGGUUCUCCAGAAGCAGGCGUAUGACCGCACAGUUGACUGGUGGUGCCUGGGAUCAGUGCUGUAUGAGAUGCUCUACGGACUUCCUCCUUUCUACAGUCGCAACACAGCGGAGAUGUACAACAACAUCCUGCAUAAGGCGCCUGUGCUCAAGCCCAAUGUGUCGAACGCAGGCAGGGAACUGCUGGAGGGGCUCCUGCAGAAGGACCGCACCAAGAGGCUGGGAGUCAAGGAUGACUUUCUUGAGCUCAAGUACCAUUCCUUCUUUUCUCCAAUCAACUGGGAUGACCUGAUGGCCAAGAAGAUCACACCUCCAUUUGUCCCCUCAGUGUCUGGUCCCACAGACCUGCAACACUUUGACCCCGAGUUCACCCACCUGCCCGUGUCCUCCUCCCUGUGCAACGACACCCUGACUGUGACGAGCAGCAUCAAGGAAGCAGCCGGAGCCUUCCCGGGUUUCUCUUACGGGCCUCCAGCAGAACACUCCUUCAUGUGAACAUCUGAACCUCUGCCCAUCUGUCCAGAGGAAUGAAAGAGAAACAGAUCAAGAGCUCUAGAUUGAGAGCCUUAUAUUUGCAGCAGGACCACACACAGCAGCAAACAGGAGGGACGCUGCAACUAAGGCCUGAUAAAUGGAUUUAACUGAUCAUGAACCAGGAGGGGCAGGACAUGAGGGAUCUUCUGAACAGAUGGGGACUCUCAUGUUUUAACACCACCGGCCCCUCUCCUCUGUCUCAAGCACCCAACUCUACAAUACAUGUGUGCCAAGUAUGGAUGCACUCUGGGGACAUAAAACAUCGAUCUCAUGGUUCUGGACCUCACAGCUACUGGUGAGGUGACGUGAGGAGAAGUGCCUGAGGUUCAAAAGGCAGUUUGGAUGAUGGCGACGGCGGCGGUGGCGGCGGCAGCGGCGGCUUUGGCCAAGAAGAGCCAGCUUUAUCAAAACCCACACAACCAUUUCAUUGGUGUGGACUCUGUUCGCACCAGGGCGAUGGCCGUAAAACGGUGAUGCCUUCAUUACAUUACGUGUCGACAAAACGUCUUUUAAUUUCAUAAUGCAUUGAUAUUUUUCCAUGUGAAUGCUCAAUUGCACUUGAGGAAACAAGGGUCUGCUUAAAGGUUUCAGCAAACUUUGAGAUUAGCCAGCUGCAUAUCUCUCCACUUUGUGUUUCAUAUCACUACACAGGAAUUAUGGCAGUUCAUUAUUGCACACUCGUAAUGAUACUUGGACCAAACAGUUAACUAGGAUAUGCUUUCACAUUUAACGACACUUUUUGUUUUACCCGCUUGUCCUCAUAAACUGAAGAUCAAAGUUUUACUGUACUGUUUAGAGGAAGUUACAUAUAUUUUAUUACAAAACCAAAAUGGUUUUCCAUGUUUUGGUAACCACAAACAUUCAC